[Torrubiella] hemipterigena is the source of this 1401-nucleotide messenger RNA. Lineage: Eukaryota; Fungi; Ascomycota; Sordariomycetes; Hypocreales; Clavicipitaceae. The record is from the annotation of a GenBank genome assembly.
CAUCAAUCGUGAGCAACAAGCUUGAAUGGCGUUACAGCAGGUAAAUUGAUCACUCUUCUUUCAAUUUAUAAAGCUUCAAUUCUGCUUCAAAUCCUCCCAGAGUAUGACUCUCUUGUUCAAAAUCGCAGCACUUUUGCUGUUGACCAUGGGAGCAGUUGUCACUGGGGUUAUGGAGUCCAAGCGGUGCAUCAUGUAUCUUACUGGGCAACAUAAUGUCGUUCCUCAAGAGGAGAUACUUAGAAAUGACAUCACCCACGUUGUGCUGGCGUUUAUGAGAUCAGACGUCUUUGCCACGCAAGAGACACCGACUGAGUUUCCAUUAUUUACCACCGUUGACAAAGUACGCCAGCAAUUUGACGCGGAUACUAAAGUCAUGGUAGCAAUAGGAGGCUGGGGAGACUCCAAGGGCUUCGAGGAUGGUGCCAGAACCCCGGAAUCCAGACGUCGCUGGGCCGCUAAUGUAAAGGCCAUGAUCGAUGCCACUGGUGCAGAUGGUGUUGACAUAGAUUGGGAAUACCCUGGAGGUAACCGCGACGACUACAAGCAGAUUCUAAACAAGGAGCGAGUCUGGGAGAUUGAAGCAUUUGUUGCCCUUCUCGAAGAGCUCCGCAAGACCAUCGGUGCUGAUAAGCUCCUAUCUAUAGCUGUACCAGCCUUAGAGAGAGACUUGAUGGCAUUUACUACAAAAACAAUGCCACGAAUCGUCAAGGCUGUCGACUUUAUCAAUGUCAUGACUUAUGACAUGAUGAAUCGCCGAGAUACGACUGUGCAGCAUCAUAGCGGAGUACAAGGUUCAAAAGAAGCCAUGAAGAGAUAUCAAGAUCGCGGGGCUCCUGCUGAUAUAUUGAACCUCGGACUGGGGUACUAUGUCAAGUGGUUCAUGACGAAGACCUGCGAUCCUGACAACAUUGUUGGCUGCCCAACGCAGUUACUUGAAGACCCCGACACAGGUGCAGAUAUGGGCAAGACCGGCGCGUUUAGCUGGCGUGACAAGACGCCCGAGGAAUUGGCGCCCUCAUUUGAACGAGCAAAGGAGGAUGGCUUCUACGAUACCGACGACAGUUUCGGCUACUGGGACGAGGAGGAGAAGCGAUGGUGGUCAUUUGACACACCAGAGAGCAUCAAGACAAAAGUAUUCGAUAUAUUAGGGCCAAUGAAGUAUGGUGGUGUUUUUGCUUGGGGAUUAGGAGAAGAUGCACCGGCGUUCGAACAUCUCGACGCUACCAUCCAAAGCCUUCGCCAACUCAGCGACGUGCAAAACGGUCUGGCUCAUGACAGUAGUGAGCUAUGAUCAUGUAGCUAGUUGCAUUAAUAAACAUAUUACGAUUUAACUACAAACUUCCAAUCCGUUUUCAUCAAUCGUGCAAUCAACAUUAUAAUGGCUCCCACCCCCGUCGUUAA